AUGAGCAUUCACAAUUUCGUGUUGUUAAAGUCGUUUCGCAUCAAUCAUGCUCUGGUUAUCCUGUCAUUCGGCUAUCCUGUCAUUUUCGUACUCAUCAAGGUUCUCACUUUCCCCUGUAUAACUCGUGUGCGCCCUCUCCCAGCUCUGCUGUUGGUGGCGCUGACCACAGCCCAGUCCCCAUCUCCAGUCUGCGAUUCAACGUACACUUAUGGUGAUUCCGUCUACAUUUGGUCAGACGAUUACUUUGGCUUUGGAACCGAGCUGAGCUUUGCCGAUGCCCGCACUGCUUGCCAAAGCAUCGAUGCCAGCGGGGACCUCGUCAACGUGACUAACCAAGCUGUCAACGAUAUCGUUUUCAGCAUGAAUAACAACAACUUGAUCAUGCGUUGGAUUGGUGCUUUUCGCACGCCUCCUUCCACCCAAUACACCUCCUUGGAUGGUACUCCGCAAACUUAUACUAAUUGGUUUUCAAACCAGCCGACCUAUGGGUCGGAAGCCUGCGUGCAGAUGGGCAUGUCGCGCCUGCGUACCUCUCCUCUUGGUGGCUGGAAUGAUGCCCCGUGCUCUCGAUUGCGCCGUUUUGUUUGCGAAUAUUCCUUCUCUGAGGUCUGUGGUGCUUCCACCUCGUCCACCUCUUCCACCUCUUCCACCUCGUCCACCUCAUCGACUACUUCCACCUCGUCGACCUCGUCGACAUCGUCCACCUCUUCGACUUCAUCGACCUCGUCCACCUCGUCGACCUCGUCGACCUCGUCGACCUCGUCGACCUUCUUCGACUUCGAUGACGUCUUCCACGUCUUCCACAUCCUCUUCUUCAUCGACGUCGACUACAUCAUCGACUUCGUCAACAUCAACCACUUCGUCGACUUCGUCAACAUCAACCACUUCAUCGACUUCGUCCACCUCAUCCACCUCAUCGACUUCGUCCACCUCAUCCACCUCAUCGACAUCCUCAACCUCCUCUUCUUCCACCACCUCAUCGACCACCUCCACCUCCUCCACCUCCUCCACCUCAUCGACCACCUCCACAUCUUCCACCUCCUCAACCUCAAGCACGACGUCGACCUCCUCCACCUCCUCCACCUCAUCGACCACCUCCACAUCUUCUACAUCCUCAACCUCAAGCACGACGUCGACCUCCUCCACCUCCUCUACCUCUUCCACGUCAACUACCUCUUCCACGUCCUCAACCUCGACCACGACGUCAACUUCCUCGACCUCAUCAACCUCGUCAACCUCGUCAACCUCAUCGACCACUUCAACUUCGACGACUUCGUCAACUUCUUCGACUUCCUCGACAUCUUCAACCUCCUCUACCUCAACCACCUCCUCAACGUCUACCACCUCCUCAACUUCAUCAACCUCCUCUACAUCAUCAACAACUUCGACUUCAACCACGUCCUCGACAUCCUCGACAUCAAGCUCCAGCUCAACCUCGUCAACAUCGAGCAGCUCUUCCUCGUCAUCGUCAUCUUCAACCUCUUCUACAAGCUCCACUUCUUCCACAAGCUCAACGUCAACUACAUCUUCAACGUCAUCCACCAGCUCAACAUCGUCCACCAGCUCAACAUCGUCCACCAGCUCGACAAGCACCAUACCUAUUGGCAGUUUGUUGGCACUCCUUUCGUCUAUGGACCCCCCAAAGCCGGCCGCACUCCAGGUGCCAGUGAAUUCGGCGGUCAGUUCAUGUACGCCCUGAACAGUGGCGAGGACGUGACUGGUUCUGGCUUUUGGCAGGACCUGGCCAUCACUUACAAGCCCUUCACCGAGUACAAGUUUGGUGUCGUCGUGGGCCGGGUUUCCACUGUCACUUACACCAGCUUUUUCUCAGUCGAGUUGCGUACCAGUGACGGUGACAUCGUGGCGUCGUACCCAGUGUAUUCAGGGUCGCUCAGCACGACAUCCCUGACAACCAUCGAGGUUGUGUUCAGCAUUGAGGAUACCUCUGAGUUUAUCGGAUCUACGGUGCGUGUUGGUGUUCAAUUUAACGGGGCUGGCUUGAGCGCAGCCUUUGAUGCCGCUUGUGCAGCGGUUGAAGCCAUUCCUACGACCUCGACCACGACCACGUCUACGACCACGACUAGCACUACGUCCACCUCAACAACCUCGUCGACCUCUAGCACCUCUAGCACCUCUAGCACCUCGUCCACCUCUAGCACCUCGUCCACCUCGUCCACCUCCACAACCUCUAGCACCUCGUCCACCUCCACAACCUCAUCGACGUCGUCCACUUCUUCUUCUUCAUCGACCUCAUCAACCUCGUCGACAUCUUCUACCUCCUCCACAUCGACCUCGACCUCGACCACCACCAUGGAUCUGUCGAGCUGUGUGACCAUCACUGAUCACAGCUUUGAGCGCGUGAAGGUGAACGGUCCUCAAGACUCUUACAUCACCUUGGGUAGCGGGUGGGACUCUGCCCAGCCCAGUAUCCGCGUCACCAAUGGUCAAUCUCGUGUUGGUCCGAGCACGGCUGCUGAUGGUACCAAGUAUGCAUACAUUUUCUCUGCUGCCGCCGCAGCCAGCAAAGCCGGCAUGUACUACAACACUGGUCUGACGUUUCGGCUGGGUGAGACCCUCCGCUUCACUGUCGCUGCCGGCAAGCUGGCCAUGCCCUACACCAGCAACAUGAAGUUGGCCAUCACGGACGAGAACCGCAACAUUGUUGCCGAGGAGACCGUGUACUCGGCCCUUCUCACGACUACCUUCCAAGACCAGACCGUCACGUACAAAGUGACUGACAAUAGCCUUUUGGGCAAGCAAGUUUACCUCCGCGUCUACUUCACAGGCACUGGUCUAACCGUCUCCUUUGACAACUUCCGUUUCUGUGCCAACAACCGAUACAGUACGGUUACUUCUACAUCAACGAGCACGACCACUACGACCAGUACUACCAGUACUUCAACAACUACCACUGUGACAACACAGCCCUUUGACGCGGGUUGCACGGACCUGUUUAUCGAAGACAGCGACUUUCAAACACCGACCACUGGUAUCAGUCAUACGGCCGCCAUCCCAACUUCCGAUUACGGAUGGACCUACCAGGCCGGUUCGGAGCUGUUGACCAUCAUCGACCAAGACCAUGUGUCUGCACCUGAUACUGACGGCAACCGCCAAUAUUUGGUGAACAUGGGUGCACAGGGCUCCGACUAUGGCAUCUACAACGUUUUGAACAUUUCAUACGGCGAAUACGACGUCAUUCGCUUCCGAGCCAAGGUUUACCGGCCCGCGUGCACAACUUGCGGUGGCACCAUGUCAAUGGAGCUGCGCACCGAGGACCAGACCGUUGUUGCGUCCAACAUCGUGCAGACCAACUCCAUCUCGAGUCACGGGUCAUGGCAGACGGUGCGCUUUUUCAUGCCUGACAUUGGGACGAUCGGCUACGAUCCAUCGAUUUUGUGCAGCAAAGUUGUCAUCGCUUUCAGUUACGGUGGUAUUGGCAUCAGCCCUGCUGUGGCCGACACCAGUGCCUGUGGCUUUUCUUACACGACCACGACCACCAUCUCCUCGACCUCAUCAACCAGCUCGACAACUUCAACGUCGUCGACCAGCUCCACCACAUCCACUUCAUCCACUAGCUCAACUUCGUCCACUUCGUCCACCUCGUCCACUUCGUCUACCAGCUCAACUUCGUCCACUUCGUCCACCUCAACCACGUCAUCGACGAGCUCAACCUCAUCAACUUCCUCAACGUCGUCGACUAGCUCCACUACAUCGACUUCGUCAACCUCAUCCACGAGCUCUACCUCCUCCACCAGUUCAACAACAAGCACCACGGUGACGGAAAUGCCCCCAGUGAAUGAUUGCAUCCGUAUGAACGACGCCAGCUUUGAGGUUUAUGACGUGGCCCAGCAGGGUGUGCUCAAACCCAUCACUGGAUGGACUGCCACUGGUAAGACCACCAACGUGCGCAUUGCCCAGGAAGGUGGUUCCGUCGGCCCCGCCGACACACCAUGGGGCUCUCAGUUUUUGGUGGUGUUUGACUCUAUCAACGUCAACACGGCGGUGUAUCAGGAUACCAACCUCUCAUAUUGCCCCGGUCAAGAGGUCACGUUUUCCGUUUGGGUCGCCAAGUCAGCCAACCAGGUGACUUCCAACACCAUGCGCCUGGAGUUCCGUGACGCGCAGAACCAAGUCUUGAUCUUUGCCUCGGUCGUCAGCGAGAGCGUUACCACUUCCUGGCAAGAAUACACGCUGUCUUAUACGCCCGAACUUGGUGAUGCCCACAUCGGUGAUGCCGUGCGAGUCGCUCUCCGCUUCUCUGGUGCUGGCACUAGCUACGCAGUGGAUAAUGCUGGUGUUUGCGUGACCUCGCGCUCCCCCUACAUUAACAUGGAGCCCGUGUUCGAGGUGGAUGCUGUUCAGCCCAUCGUGACGGCGUUGGACACGAACAUGUAUGGUACAUCGGAGGGCUGCGUGUUCCGUUAUCGCGUGACGCACGACACAUUCAUCAAGCUGCCAUACCAGCAUGAAGGCAUGGUCACCAGCGUCUUCUUCGUGGAUCACGAGAACUAUUAUUCCGUCGGGGCCGAUGGUGUUGUCUAUAUGACGAUCGAUGGCGUGCUGAGCAACGAGACGCUUGCAUCUUGUGGCUACCUCACGGGUGUGACCUUUGUGGCUGGCCAUGGCUUUGUGGCCAUCGACUCCCCUGGUACCCUCUACGAGGGUAGUCUGACUUCGGCCUCCUGUACCGUGUACAAUGUCAGCAUGUUGGCCAGUAGCGAGCUUAUCACCUUGGCUCUUACACAAGCUUCAGACGAAAGCUUUUCUCUCCAGGCCCUUGGAUAUCCCCUGAACUUCCCCGUCCACGCCGCGCCUAGCGCGAUCGAGGUGCACAGCUACUUUGCUUUUCUCGGUUUCCCAGAUGGUGUAGUCAAGGCCUACAUUCUGACUGAAGACGCAGUAAAUUCAACCAUGGGCAUCUUCAACAUGUCUGGCAUGGUCACAGACAUUGCUGUGCGUGACUUUGGUCUUGAUUCAGCUGACCUCUUCAUUGCUGAUGAGAGUGGUCAGCUGAGGCGCCUCGGCAAUCUUGAACAGGACGUCGACUUUGGCUGCGAAAGCGCUGACAAGUUGGCGUUUUUUGGUGAUUAUUUGGUGGCUACGGACUCGUACGGCUACUUGUGGCGCGAGGUCGACUAUUGUCCUUACACAAACGCCAUUUUGAUCUAAUCCAUAGACAUAGUGGUUCGUGCACCUGGUUGCCCGGCUCUUCCGUCCUUCCUGCCGCUUUGGUGGUCUGGGGGCCGAAGAUCAGUUGUGCUCUUUCGAUGCAGCUGUGGCUUUCUUCCUCUUUUGUUCAUCUUUCCAAUGUCAUGUUCCUUCUCCUUGCAUUUUUGGUGUCUUGAUUUCUAUCCCUUCUUGCUAUGAAAGCCACUGCUCUGCAGAGAAUCGCACCUGUGCCAGCAACUCGAUUCAUCUACAUGCCAAAAGCCUUUCCAGAAAAUUGAUAUUAUUCCCUUC
Messenger RNA from Monosiga brevicollis MX1, 5460 nucleotides. RefSeq lists its product as uncharacterized. NCBI's taxonomy places the organism in Eukaryota, Choanoflagellata, Craspedida, Salpingoecidae. The transcript has 3 exons. The coding region runs from base 1 to 5169 and encodes 1722 amino acids. The record is from RefSeq and is a predicted model, not a curated record.